AUGGCGCCCCGACCGGAGUUCACUACCGAGCAGGUCCGCGGCAAAGCCCGUAAGGACUUGCUCUACCUUCUCGAAGGCGUUCGCGGCAAGAAAAACCUCGUCUUUGAUCGCAGCUUGGUAGGGCCCGUCGGGCUUAUUGUCAAAGUCGCUACGCUUCAGGAAUACGGAGUCGACAAGUUCUUUGUCUUGGAAAACAACAAUGUCGACGCUAGCCAGCACAAUAUUGUCUUCAUCGCCCGAGGCGAAUGCGCACGACAAGCUGACGCUAUCGCGAAGCAAAUCAAGCGAGUACAGCGCGAAAGCCAAACCACUCACGAGUUUCAUGUCUGCUGGGUUCCGCGCCGCACCUUAGUCUCCGAUCAAAUAUUCGAGGAAGCCGGCGUCCUUGGCGACGUCAAUGUUUCCGAAAUCCCCCUCUCAUUCUUUCCUCUGGACAAAGACGUUCUUUCACUGGAACUGGACGAUGCCUUCCGAGACCUCUACCUCCACAAAGACAUCACCCCCAAUUACUUGAUAGCCAAGGCGCUUAUGGACAUUCAACAUGUGCAUGGCCUGUUUCCUAGAAUUAUUGGAAAGGGCGACAACGCGAGAAAGGUUGCAGAUCUCUUGAUUCGGAUGCGACAAGAAGCGUUGGCGGGUCAAGCUGGAGAUGAUACUGCCCGCACCAAGCUAACACCAAGCUUGACCAAUGACAGCGUCAUUAUUAUCGAUCGCGAGGUUGACUUUGUCACACCACUCCUAACUCAGCUGACUUACGAAGGCCUAAUCGAUGAGCUGUUCGAGAUCCGACAUAACCAGACAAAGGCCGAUACCACAAUCGUGGGACCCGGAGCUCAGUCGUCCAAUGCAUCGCAGAACAGGAAACGAAACAUCGUUUUGGAUGGAAGCGAUAAACUUUACGGGGAGCUCCGCGACUCCAACUUUGCGGUCGUCGGAAAUCAGUUAAAUAAAGUUGCUCGUCGGCUGCAGCAGGUGCAGAGCGACUAUGAGGCAAAACACAAAACCAAGACCCUUGCCGAACUCAAAGACUUUGUCAGUCAGCUACCUGGAUACCAGCAAGAGCAUCAAAGUGUUCGCCUCCAUACGGGUCUGGCGGAAGAAAUUAUAAAACAUACCAAGAGCGAUCAGUUCAUCGGCUUACUAGAGGUCCAGCAAAAUCUUGUUGCUGGAGCGGACCCCUCUUCUCAGCUGGAUGGUAUUGAAGAGCUUAUAGCAAGAGAGGCGCCCAUUCGCGAAACGCUGCGACUGCUGUGCGUGUACUCUUGUAUCUCAGGCGGCAUAAAGCCAAAAGAUUUCGACCAGUUCAAACGUCUGAUCCUGCAAGGCUACGGCUACCAACAUAUGCUCACCCUCAACAACCUGGAAAAGCUGCAGCUCUUCCUUUCUCGCUCGUCUCCCCUGGCGGGAAUGAUACCCAUGGCUGCCAAUGCUGGCACGGCUGGGACGAAGACAAACUACACCUACUUGCGAAAACAACUUCGCCUGAUUGUUGACGAGGUCAAAGAGGAUGACCCCAAUGACAUUGCAUACGUAUACAGCGGCUACGCCCCGCUAUCUAUCCGACUUAUACAAUGCGUUCUGCAGAAGCCGUACCUUCAAUCCAUCACCAAGGGUAAUAGCGCGGCAAAUGCUGGCAACACCAUGGCAGCCAGCGGGUCCCACGGUUGGCACGGAUUCGACGAAGCUGUCAAGCACGUUCGUGGGGAAACUUUCUACGAAAUUCAAAAGGGAGAGGAUAAAGCUGUGAAAGCACGCGCUCUUCUCUCCAGCAGCGGAAAUAAGCAGACAGUAUUUGUGGUUUUCGUUGGAGGCAUCACAUUUACAGAGAUUGCUGCUCUGCGAUUUAUUGCAAAGCAAGAAGAAGAGCGACGAAAUAUAGUCAUUUGUACCACUUCAAUAAUCAGUGGCAACAGGAUGAUGGACGCCGCGAUCGAGAAGGCAUCCUACGUCAGGGUAGAAGACGAAUCUACUUCCUCGCCUUAG
Messenger RNA from Cordyceps fumosorosea ARSEF 2679, 1983 nucleotides. RefSeq names its product Sec1-like protein. Bases 1 to 1983 code for a protein of 660 amino acids. The record is from RefSeq and is a predicted model, not a curated record. Gene Ontology annotation, biological process: vesicle-mediated transport; intracellular protein transport. The transcript has 4 exons. NCBI's taxonomy places the organism in Eukaryota, Fungi, Ascomycota, Sordariomycetes, Hypocreales, Cordycipitaceae. Gene Ontology annotation, cellular component: fungal-type vacuole; CORVET complex.